Messenger RNA from Tetranychus urticae (two-spotted spider mite), 2719 nucleotides. Its product is annotated as armadillo repeat-containing protein 8. Gene Ontology annotation, cellular component: GID complex. Gene Ontology annotation, biological process: proteasome-mediated ubiquitin-dependent protein catabolic process. The record is from RefSeq and is a predicted model, not a curated record. Lineage: Eukaryota; Metazoa; Arthropoda; Arachnida; Trombidiformes; Tetranychidae. Gene Ontology annotation, molecular function: protein binding.
CACUGUAUGCUUCAAUUUUCAACAGUUGAAUUUUAUUAUAGUUCUAAUAUUACAUCUAUCUAUCAAAUUGUGUCUGGAUAUUUUAAUCUUUACCUGACGAUUUAUUUGGUUAAGAUCAUCUAAUCAACAAAUGGAUACAGUUGGAUACCUGAAAGAACUGUGUUUGACCUCUGAACAGAAUUGGAGGCUAAUAGAUUCAGUCUAUUCCUCUGAUCAAGAAAAAUGUCUAAAAGCAAUUAUGUUCAUGAAAAAUAAUGUGAUUGGUAGUAACAAACAGAAGGAGAACGUUAUCGAAAGAGGAAUUGUACCUCGCUUGUUACAAUUAAUUUUAGAUGAGACUGUAAAGGAACCUCUUUGCUAUGAAUGCAUUGCCAUCAUUUGCAGUCUGUCAAAAGGCACACCUGAACAUUUGCGUGUCAUUAUCAAUGUCGGUACAGUUCCAGUUUUAAUUACUAAAAUAACUGACCCACACAGUUCUUCAAAACUGGUUGAAAUCAGUCUGAGGGCUUUACGAUCAAUUUACACUUCAUCUUUUGCACCUAUCGAUCUGAUUUAUGAUUCCAAAGCAUUUGAGGUCCCAUUCGUCACAUUUCUUCUGGAGUUAGCUUCUUCAACUCACAUCUGGGCCAUUCAAGAAUGUAUUGCGAAUAUUCUGGCCAAUUCUUGUCAGACUACUGAGCACCAAACUGCUUUAUGUGGGUACGGGGCGAUUCAAAUGGUUGCAAAUCUCAUGCUUUCACCGGCUUAUAAAGUAAAAAUACCGGCUCUUGAAUUAUUGGCAGCCAUUUGUCAUCAAAAUGAAGAUGCUUCCGAAGUCGCAGUCACAACCGUUGCAAAUGGCAAGGAUAUCCCUCAAAUACUCACUGAGCUUAUGAACCAAGAAAAUACACCAACUAUGCAGUUUAAUGCGGCUAAAUGCAUGACUUAUAUGCACCGAGCUGGUGCUAUAGUGGGUAAUAUAAAUUCAGAAGAUCACGAAAUCGUUUAUAAAACUCUCCCAACAUUAGUAAGAAUGUGUGAAAAAGACAAGGAGCCAUGUAUUCGAGCCGCUUCAGCACAUAUUCUGGCCUAUCUUACGGAAGUUGAUACUGAGCUACAAAGGACUGCAGCCAUUUGUAAUCACAUUAUUCCAACCUUAGCAGAUUUUUUCAAAUAUCAAUCACCUUGUCAAGUAACCGUUAAUAAAUCAACUAUUCAAAGCAAUGCUGCCUCGCUGCAGGACGAUGCUUCAUCUAUGAGUGACAGCGAAACAAACCUUAAAGAAGAAGAAAUUAAACUAACCAUUGGUCAAGAAAUGAAAGAAGCAGCUCUAAAAGCUUUUGCUUCCCUUGCAGCUAAUGAAGAAGAUACAAGAAAGAAAAUUAUUGAAACUGAUAUGUUGAUGGAACACAUAAUAAAUGGUUUAUCUGAUCCAAACGUUAAAAUUCGACUGGCUGCCUUGCGAUGUCUUCACAGUCUUUCUAGAUCUGUUCAACAAUUGAGAACUACCUUUCAAGAUCAUCAUGUAUGGAUACCUUUGAAAAGUCUUUUAAACAACGCUACUGAUGAUGUUCUUAUAGUCGUUUCUAGUACUUUGUGUAAUCUUCUCCUUGAGUUUUCUCCUAGUAAAGAGCAUUUUUUGGAUCGUAAUGCUGUAGAAAGACUUUGUUCACUGACUCAGAGGGAAGAGAAAGCUUUACGUUUGAAUGGAGUUUGGGCAUUAAUGAACAUGGCAUUUCAAGCAGAUCAAAAUAUUAAAAAUCAAAUUCUUUCUUGUCUUGGAACUAAUCAAAUUUUUAAACUUUUAUCUGACUCUGACUCAACCAUUGUUAUGAAGACUCUUGGCUUGAUUCGCAAUUUAUUAUCUACGAAAUAUCAUAUAGAUCAAAUUAUGUCAACUCACGGAAAACAAUUGAUGCAAGCAGUGAAUAUGGCGCUUGACGAUGAAAACGUUGUUGAAAUCAAGGAACAAGCUCUAUGUAUUUUAGCAAACAUCGCCAGUGGCAACACAUCAAAGGAGUUCAUCAUGUCAAAUGAAGAAGUUCUCAAAAAGCUUCUCAAUUUUAUGAUUAACAGUAACGUCAAAUUACAGAUUGCUGCCGUUUUUUGUAUAUCCAACUUGCUGUGGAAAGAAGAAGAUGGAGCCGCUAAGCGUCAAGCAAAAUUGAAAGAAAUGGGAGUGAAAAGUGCGUUAAAGCAACUGUUGCACACUCAAGAUACUGCAUUGUUCGAUAAAGCGAAAACUGCCCUCGAUCAAUUUUCAAAUUUCCCGUGAAAUUUAAGCUGAUCAACAUAUUCUUCAACACAUUCUCCGUCUAUUAAAAAAGCAAGGAGAAAUCAACUCUAUCUAUUCAUCAAAAACCAUUCUUCCAAAAUUUAUACAAGGAUAUAAAAAUAAGUCAUCAUGCUUGAAAUUUACUGAGUUUAUAGUUAUAAAAAUCUACUCUACAUUUAUCAUUUUUCACUUUUGUGAAUCUGUUUCUCUGUUAACCCAAACUUUGCAGACAAUUCCAUUACUUCGGAAAGCUUAAUUCACUGUGUUCGCCUUUUACACGCUUUUUCGAUGAUUAUCAUUAACUCUUUAAUCUACAACUCUCCACCUUUCUUGACCCUUGAUUAACAUCCUAAGUCUAUGUAUCAAUACCAAUAUAUCAACUUUUCCCUCAUGCCAAGUGGAACACAGUUAAAGGUGGUAAAUAUCCGAGUGAUUUUAUUAUUAAUAAAAAACAUUGCAGACUCA